Molecule: messenger RNA, 768 nt
Organism: Mucor mucedo
Lineage: Eukaryota; Fungi; Mucoromycota; Mucoromycetes; Mucorales; Mucoraceae
Product: mitochondrial ribosomal protein S25
Exons: 2
Coding region: 41-709 (222 amino acids)
Cellular component (GO): mitochondrial small ribosomal subunit
Molecular function (GO): structural constituent of ribosome
Source: RefSeq, a predicted model, not a curated record
CAGCUACAUUCUUUUUUUUUUCUUUUUUUUUUUUGCAAAUAUGGCUUAUAGAGCAGCACCCACUGGACUUGCCAAGCAUGUUUCCAACAUGUUGAAGGGAAAUUUAAUGAAAAAGUCACCCGUCUGGCUUCCUGUUGUUCAGGCUAUUCCUCCUGGACCCAGUGUGAUUCGUUCUCAAAACCCUGAAGUCAAUGUUUCAGGUCAAACCGAAUUAGAACAAACUUUAUUAUCAAAGCCUCGCAACACACAUCGUCUUCGUCAUUCCGAAAAGCAUUUACGUACACCUCCACCAAGACCUCGCGCCAUCGUCUACCCUGAAGAUAAAUUAAGAAGACAAUUCUUCAAGGAUCACCCAUUUGAAUUAGCUAGACCCAAGGUCUUGGUCGAAAACGAUUUAGGUAUUAACCGUACUGAUUUCAGUAAAUUAAUGUUGGACGGUAUGCAUCCUGCACAAAUUGACGGUGAAGCUGUCAUCAAAUAUCAACUUCACUUGAUGACUCAUGAAGGUAUGCCAGAGAGAAAGGCAUACGCAAAGGCAACAUCAGAGUUUUAUGAAAUCAGAGCACAACAAGAAGAGGAUGAAAGAGCUGCUAGAGAAAAGAUGAGCAACGUCUUACAAACUCUUCAAAGCAAGAAGUGGACUCAAAAGGCCUUGUACCUUGAAGAAAGAGCCUUGAAACAAGGUCAAACCACCAACUCUCAAUUUUAGAAUAUAAAAAAGAAACCGAAAAUAAAUAAUAAUAAAAAAAAGUUGAAUAAAAAAAAAAA